GAUAAGUUGAAGAAACAUGGCGACGUCUAAUUUGUUAAAGAACAAAGGGUCCCUGCAGUUUGAGGACAAGUGGGAUCUGAUGCGGCCCAUCGUUCUCAAGCUGCUGAGACAGGAGGCCGUCACCAAGCAACAGUGGUUCGACUUGUUCUCAGAUGUCCAUGCUGUUUGUUUAUGGGAUGAUAAAGGACCUGCAAAAAUCCAUCAAGCCCUAAAAGAGGAUAUCUUAGAUUUUAUCAAACAAGCACAGAAUCGUGUGCUGAGCCACCAGGACGACACAGCGCUGCUCAAGGCCUACAUUGUAGAGUGGAGGAAGUUCUUCACCCAGUGCGACAUCCUGCCGAAACCCUUCUGUCAGCUGGAGAUCACGCUGAUGGGCAAACAGGGCAGCAACAAGAAAACAAACAUGGAGGACAGCAUCGUUCGCAAGCUGAUGCUUGACACGUGGAACGAGUCGAUCUUUUCCAACAUUAAGAGUCGCCUUCAGGACAGCGCCAUGAAGCUGGUGCAUGCAGAGCGGCAGGGGGAGGCUUUCGAUUCCCAGCUCGUCAUAGGUGUACGAGAGUCUUAUGUGAACCUGUGUUCCAACCCAGAGGACAAGUUGCAGAUCUACAGAGAUAACUUUGAGAAAGCAUACCUCGACUCCACGGAGAGGUUUUACAGAACACAAGCACCGUCCUACCUGCAGCAGAACGGCGUCCAGAACUACAUGAAAUAUGCAGACACAAAGCUGAGAGAAGAGGAGAAGAGAGCACUUAGAUAUUUAGAGACACGUCGUGAAUGUAACUCUGUUCAAGCACUUAUGGAGUGUUGUGUAAAUGCUCUGGUAACCUCUUUCAAAGAGACGAUCCUCGCUGAAUGUCCCGGGAUGAUCAAACGAAAUGAAACAGACAGGCUGCACCUCAUGUUUUCUUUAAUGGACAAAGUUCCCAGCGGGAUCGAGCCGAUGCUGAAAGACCUGGAAGAACAUAUUCUCAAUGCUGGACUAGCAGACAUGGUGGCUGCUGCUGAGACUAUCACUACUGACUCCGAGAAGUACGUGGAGCAGUUGUUAACUUUGUUUAACCGCUUCAGUAAGCUUGUAAAGGAGGCCUUUCAGGACGACCCUCGCUUCCUCACAGCAAGAGAUAAGGCCUAUAAAACUGUUGUCAACGACGCCACAAUCUUUAAACUGGAGCUACCUUUGAAACAGAAAGGUGUGGGUAUGAAAACCCAGCCUGAGUCAAAGUGUCCUGAGCUGCUAGCAAACUACUGUGAUAUGCUGCUGAGAAAAACUCCUCUAAGCAAGAAACUCACCUCCGAAGAAAUCGAGCUAAAACUCAAAGAAGUGCUCUUGGUGUUGAAGUACGUCCAGAAUAAAGAUGUGUUCAUGCGUUACCACAAAGCUCACCUGACCAGACGUCUGAUUCUGGACAUAUCUGCAGACAGCGAGAUUGAAGAGAACAUGGUGGAGUGGCUGAGGGAAGUAGGAAUGCCUGCAGAUUAUGUGAACAAGCUGGCCAGGAUGUUUCAGGACAUCAAGGUCUCAGAGGACCUCAAUCAGGUCUUUAAGGAGGUCCACAAACACAACAGGCUGGCCCUGCCAGCGGACAGUGUGAACAUUAAGAUCCUGAAUGCCGGUGCUUGGUCAAGAAGCAGUGAGAAAGUUUUUGUCUCUCUCCCCACCGAGCUGGAGGAUCUGAUCCCUGAGGUGGAAGACUUCUACAAGAGAAAUCACAGCGGUCGCAAACUCCACUGGCAUCACCUCAUGUCCAAUGGCAUUAUCACCUUUAAAAACGAGGUUGGACAGUACGACCUGGAGGUGACGACGUUCCAGCUGGCGGUGUUGUUCGCCUGGAACCAGCGACCCAGAGAGAGAAUAACCUUUGAGAACCUGAAACUAGCCACAGAGCUGCCAGACGCAGAGCUACGCCGAACACUUUGGUCUCUGGUUGCCUUCCAGCUGAAGAGACAGGUGUUGUCUUAUGACCCUUCAGUUAGCUCCCCCAAAGACUUCACAGACAGCACGCUCUUCUAUGUCAACCAGGAGUUCUCACUCAUAAAAAACUCCAAGGUCCAGAAGCGAGGAAAGAUCAAUCUGAUUGGUCGACUGCAACUGACCACAGAGCGGAUGAGAGAGGAGGAGAACGAAGGAAUCGUUCAGCUUAGAAUACUCAGAACUCAGGAGGCUAUCAUUCAAAUCAUGAAGAUGAGGAAGAGGAUUAGUAAUGCACAGCUGCAGACAGAGCUGGUGGAGAUCCUGAAGAACAUGUUUCUGCCUCAGAAGAAGAUGAUCAAGGAGCAGAUCGAGUGGCUUAUCGAACAUAAGUACAUAAAGAGGGACGAGACUGACAUCAACACCUUCAUCUACAUGGCCUAGGCAAGCAGGGAGGGAGGGAGCGCUUUCUUGCUCUGUUUUUUUACUCCUGGCCCCGAGACCAGCGCUUUAAUUAAAAAACCUCUAAAGGGACAGGGAGGACGAACAAGAGGAUGUGUUUGAGGCAAACGAUGGUGAUGAUACAAAAGGGAGUGAGAAGGAGCUUCUCCAGCAGAGGUUUGGAUAGUGUUUUGAGUGUUUGUGAGACACACCUUUAGUUAUCAGAGUGUCUUUUCAAAGCGUAGAUUUUGAGUCAUCGGAGUGUCUGUUUGUCUCUGCUGCUGUCUCGUGUCAAUCAGAGGAAAGGGACUGCAGAGUGUGCCGCUCAGAAGAGAAAAAUCAUAGUGACGUAAUUCAAUUAAAUACUUCCUGCCUUACUUUCAUCAGCAACAGACUGCAAAAGAGGAGAAGGAGUAUUGAGGAUGGAAAAGGAGGACAAAUGUUACAAGUAGAUAUCAAACCUUUGCUUUCACUAAAUGCCACAUCUGCCAUCUUAACAGCAGCCAUUUUGCAACCCUUCUACUUUACAUCGGUCUUGUUUAUGAACUGGGAAUGCAAAAAAAUCUGCAAGCGAGAGUUGCCAUUCAGGAGGCGAGGACAUGGACGGAGAGAAUACUACCGAGGAGUAUUUUGCCAAAUUGUGUGUUUGUAUAUGUGUGAUUAAAGGUGUGAGUGUGUGUGGAUGCAUGAUGUGCAUCUAGUCUUUUAGAUGUGUGUGUGUGUGUGUGUGUAUGUGUGUGUGUGUGUAUGUGUGCACAAAAGCAUGCUGCUUCAUGAUUUUUGUUUGUUUUUUGUUCAUUGGAUGAUCUGUCACACUUUGUUGUUGUUGUCUAUGAAUGAUGGGAGAUUCAGACCAGCCGUCAUUUAAAUCCUGUUAUUUAAUGUUUUUUCUUUAAUCCCCUGUGGAAGGUUUCAGUUUGUCAACAGGUCGUGUGCGUGUGCGUGUGUGUGGGGGUAAUCAUCAUCAUUCUGUGAACUAUUUAUUUUGUGUGUAAAGACCAGUGCUAUAAUUAAAAACCUGUUGAAUCCUUUAAAGGGGGAAACAUCUAGAGUUGUGACCUACAGGUAUGCCAGAAAAGGAAAAAAACAAACAUCACUGAAUUUUCACCUCAAUAACCCACCAAGACAAUUCUUCUAUGAAACCUAAACUACAGAUAUCAUUUUCAUUGACAUUUAAACGGAACGAGCUGCUGUUUUUCUCUGACUUUCUCCCAGAGGAUAACGCUUUCAGAGCUUUUGUAGAGAUGAUGGAGCCCUCGUGCCCUCAUCUCAACCGUUCUGCCUAAACUCGCAUAUCCAACAGACACCGCACUCUUCAACAGAAAUCUUUCUCAGAGUGACUGUGUUGACGCAAAGCAAGGCAUGAGGUGGGAGGUGCUUGGUGACAUAUUGGUGGAGGUUUUAUUGUUUUGAUGAUGAUAGCUAUUUGAAUGUCCUCUUUGGUUGUUAUUAUCAGUCGUAGUAAAAACGAUUUUUUUUAUUUUUUUAUUAUUAUUUUAUUUUUAUUGUAAAGGAGGACAGUGGAUAGGGUCGGAGACAGGAUGAAGAGUUUUGUGGAGCUAAAUAUCUGAAACUCCAACAUUAAGCUGAAGCUGCUGUGAUCCUGCUGUAGUCUGAUAACCGUUGACUAGCUGGAUCUUGGGUGUAGGGUCUUGGCCAUCAGGUGAAAACUGGGGCUCCGUGUCCUGUUCAAAGACACUUUGACAAAAGAACACGAGGAUUAACUCUGCAGAUAACAGUCCAGCUGAUCAGGGUCACAUGGAUCAGUAGCUGCUUCUGAUUACAGAUCUUUUUUUUCAGACUUCAGAUAUUUUGCACAAGUUGAUCUUUGAUUGCUUCCUGUGUGGGAGAAACUGUUGCUUAGUAUCAUGUGGGAAAGAGAGAGUGUUAACUUAUUAUGCACAAAUCAGUAUAUGUGUCAAUGAACAAGUAAAAAGAUUGCAGCACAGAAAUACCAAAGAUGAAUUUGGAAGUAAUUCACAAAAAUAAAAACCUGUUCCAAUUCCAACAGAGAGCACAAAAAGAUCACUUUUUCAAUUGUGAAAUAAUCAGUUUAGUACUCUUCUCUAAAUCAUUCGGGGGUAAAAUAACGCUGAGAUGGCUUACUCAUACGGCUGAAGAGGGGUGUUAACUGAUGGUAAAGGUUGGAUUGAGGACUGUUGAUUUUGUAGUCCAAUGUGGAGAAGAGGAUCGACUACUGGGACUGAGGAAGCUUGUUACAUACUUUUAAGAUGAUCAAAUAAAACCCCCAAAUAUACCAUUAGUGUUAUUUCAAAAUGUCUUAAAAAAUGUCUGAAAGGUGGAACCAUGGAAAACAUCCUGAAAACUCACUAUGGGACAAAUCACUUCUUGACAGGGUGUGCAAAACUGUAGAAAAUGAUGACGCUGCCUUUUUUGUUUCUAUAUGUUUCCCACAGCUUUAAUUCUUCUGAUCCUUAUUAUCGGUCGACUCUAAAUUCUCCAGUGUGGCCAAGUACGUGUUUUUUUUAAAUGCAGUUAUAAGGAAGUUGACAAGUGGUGUUGGAGUGAGUCCUCCAGUGGGCUGAGUUAAGGCCUAAAGUCAUAUCAGUAUUGGCCUGAGUGAGAAUUCAGAGUGUUUGGCUGUUCUACUUUUAAUGAAUAAAAAACAUUAUCAGAUGCUCUUAAAGAGGGCACAACAAAAACACUGUAUGGUAAAAAACGAGUGCACCUCCUUCCCCUUAUUAUUGAUUUAUUUCCCUUUUAGACCAAAAGGCACUGCUGUUAUAUUAAAUGUGAGACGACUUGUUCAUCCCUUACUUUAGAUAUCAUGUUGAACUGACCAUGAAAUCCAGUGAUCAGUGAGGACAGAACAGUGAAUGUGUGGGAUUGAUUGAUUUUCCAUAUUUAUUCUAUAUUUAUGAAGAAUUUUACUUUGUCAGUUUAAAUGUUUCUUUUUUCAUAUUUUUUCGAUUUGGCUAAAUGUUUUCCUCGUGUACACUGAUAGAGCUGACAGUAUUUAUUUAAUGCAACUCUCCUCUGUUUUAGUUGUCAGAAAAAAAAGAAGAAAGAUUCUAGACAAACCUGCAGUUUGUCAGAGUGGUUCAAAAGAUUUUCACUUUCUGUGAGUAUACUGUAAGACAUGGAUUGGCAAUAAUCUGAUUUACAUUGAACGCAUCAACUCUUUUCUGAAUGCAGGGACAUUUAAAAAAAAAAAAAAAAAGUCUGCCUUGUUAUAAAAAAAAUGAAACAAACUCCUCAUGUCCGUCAUAUUAUGCAGUUAAAUUCUUUAUGCUCGAGUUAAGAUUUUGACUUUUUUCUUCAGUAAAACUCUUUUUAUUUGGGUCUGAGUCAACACUACAGCUUUCAGCCAGAGCUGUAUCCACAGAAAAACAGAAAAUUAUGUUAACAAUUUCUAAUACUCACAACAUACAUUACAUAGGUUACUUCCUUAAUAACAUUUUUUAAAUAUAAACAAUAUGUUAAUUCCUUUUAUAAUUUUUGUUUUAAUUCAAUCAUUCAAGCGUUGACUGUGUGUUUUUUUUGAUCAAUAAUCAGAAUGAGCUUGUGAAACUGAUUUGUGAGUAUUUUCUGACCUGUGGAUGGUAGUGUACGACUUGCCAUUGCUUUGUUUUUCUCAUUUUAACCCCAAUUCCCUGCCCAUCAGCCUGGCCUACACGGGGUGGGGGGGCAGACCUACCUGUAGCCUUGCAUAAAUACAAAACUUGAAGUUAACACCAUCAGUGACAGUCUAAACUAGCUGAAUGUUUGCAACAACAAGAAAAAAAACAUCAAACUUUGUGUUGUUGGAGUGGAAGGAUGGUGGUUUGACCACUUUCAUGUGCUGCAUUGUUUUUCUUGUUUCAAAUGUUUUAAAAAGUUGACUUGUUUAUUUCCCUGCAAAAUAAAGACAACUGUUAUGACA
Molecule: messenger RNA, 6236 nt
Organism: Labrus bergylta (ballan wrasse)
Lineage: Eukaryota; Metazoa; Chordata; Actinopteri; Labriformes; Labridae
Product: cullin-5-like
Biological process (GO): SCF-dependent proteasomal ubiquitin-dependent protein catabolic process; protein ubiquitination
Cellular component (GO): Cul5-RING ubiquitin ligase complex; SCF ubiquitin ligase complex
Molecular function (GO): ubiquitin protein ligase binding; protein-macromolecule adaptor activity
Source: RefSeq, a predicted model, not a curated record